GCUUUCCGGUCCUCCCGAGGCGCUGGGCCUGUCCCCCGCCUGCCCUGCUGCCUGCGCCGGCCCCGCUCCCGGGCUGCUGGCGCUGUUCCACUGGUUCCUGGUGCUGCUGGACCGCCUGCUGGGCUGCUGGCAGCUGUCCUGGAACAGGCGGUGGCGUGUGUCCACGUGGCUGGGCCAGGUGGUGCAGCAGCCCUUCAGCCGCGCCUUCCUGCUGCCCCUGGAGUGCCCCUUCGACCCGGCGGACAACGCGGCAAAGAGCCUGGGAUGCGAGAACCAGCCAAAGCACCAGGAGGUGUUCAAGUGGCUGGCGGCGGAGGUGGCGGACUCGCUGCGGCUGCUGCGGGCCACCCGGGCGGUGCAGGACCUUGACGGGGCCAUUCUGGGGCUGUUUGGUCUGGAGGUGGAGCACUUGUACCUGGAGGAGGAGGAGGAAGAGGAGGAGCAGGAGGAGGAGCAGGCGGAAGAACAGGGUGGAGGCGAGCAAGCGGAGGAAGAAGAAGAGGCACAGGAACAUUCGGACCAGCAGCAGCAGCAAGCUGUGGCAGCUAUCUCGCCAGCAGCGGAGGGCGACGCAACGCCUCGGCCGCAGCACCACCGCAAGCACUCUAGCCAGCAGCAGCAGCAGCGACAAGGCAGUCCUGUUGCGUCCCGCUCCCCCUCUAUCACAGCGGCCGGCAGCAGCAGCCCCAUCCCCAGGGUGCGGUCACGGCUGCUAGACCCCACCGAGCUGCAGCAGCAGCAACACCGCAGCAGUCCGCUGGCUCAUGCGGCGCCACCCGCCGCCAUGCAGCACAUAGCAGUGCCCUCUCACACAGACCCUAGCCAGGCAACAACAGCAGCAGCGGCAUCUGGGAAUGCCCCUGAAGUCCCUGCGACUGCCCCUGACUGCGCUGUUGCUGCUGUCGGUAGUGCCAUAGCGGGAACAGGGGCGCCGGCAGGGGAGCCCGGUAUGUUCGAGCAGGACGCAGUGAUGGUGGAGGCGGAGGCAGCAGACGGACCCGUGGGUCGCGGCGGCAGCGGCCGGGCGCUGCUGCGUGCAGCGGACCCGGCGGUGCUGCGCGCCAAUGCGCAGGUGCAGCGGCCGCUGUCGCCGCUGCUGCGCGAUGUGACCAAUGGACUGCAACGGGUCGGCGGCGGAGCCAACGCGGCUGCAGACGCCAAGGGCGCUCCGCCCAGCCAGCGCUCAGCCUCGCCUCCCUCGGCCUCUGCACCUCCUGCCUCCGCUGCCCCGGCGCCCCGGCCCCCUUCCGAGUCGCCCCCCGAGUCCUUCCUGCCCUUUGAGGGCUUGUUCGGCAGCUUCCUGCAGGGAGCCAUGCGCCUGUUCGAUAACGUCGCCCAGGGUGUUGCGGAGCUGGGAGAGGACCUCAACGAGCUGGCCGCCACCACCGCCGCCACCAUCCGCGCCGUCAUCAACGACGACGAGGACCUGCCCUUCCUCUCCUCCACCGCCGCCGCCUCGCGCCGCCUCCGCCGCCACCGACUGCAGCUGCUGCACCGCACACCCGCAGCCACAGCCAACGGCUCUGCCGGUGCUGCCGUAAGCAAUGGGACGGGUAGCGGAGCGCAGUCGCCCGCCUCUACAGCAUCCGGGCAGCAGCCGCAGAAUCGAGGGGCAGCAGCAGCGGCUGCGGUGGUGGAUACGCUAGGGUCACCGCCUGCGGCGGCGGGGCAGGGUUCGGUGGUGGUUCAGUCGCCUGUGCUGUCGCCCACUCGGCCACAGCGGGAGCUGCCGCAGUCAGCACGGCAGACGCCCCGACGAAAGCAGCAGCAAGCUGGUGCGAGGGCAUCGCGAGCGGCAUCGACCAGCAUCCUGACAGCAGCAGCUGCCGUGACGCGGGUUACGCCGCUGGCCGCUGUGGAGGCUGACGCGCCGCAGGAUGGGAUUGUGAACGUGCAGGCGCAACCGCAUGGAUGCGGUGCCGAUGGUAAAGUUGACGGGAAGCCCGGUGCUCUGGAGACGUCGGCAGCAGCGCCAGGUGUGUUGGAGACGCCUACUGAUCCAGCUGGCGUACAGGCUAGUACAGGCAACCCUCCGUCCAUGACCCCCCAGCAGCCGGUGAAGGACACGGCGAACCAUCAGGAGGUUAUGCCCCUGGCAGACAUUACGGAGGCAGCAGCAGCAGCCGUGGAAGCUCUCAGCCUCUCAACAGAAGACAGCGGAGCGGCAGCAGUAGCAGUAGCUGCCAGCCUGCCGCAUGCGGCUCCCACCUCACCCACAGCUCCGCCGGCUGCUGCUGCUGCUGACACUCUGGAGACCCCAAUCAUUAGUUCUCGUCCGGAUGAGGAUCGCGGCGAUGCCGUGAAUGCCGAUGCUGGCGACGCUGGCCAAGACAAGGUCGAGGGCAGCCUUCACGAACCUUGCGGGGAGCAGCCAAGGGCAGUACCCGCUCCGUUGGAUGUAGCAAUGCUCCCCAGCAACGGCCCAUCCGAACUCGACGUCGACUCUUACACACCAGCAGCAGCAGCGGUUGCGGCGGCGGCAGUGGCAACAUCGCCCGCGCUGUCGCUUGCAAGCGGCAGUGCUGGUUUCGGCGCUGCUGUUGGUCUGGUGCGUGUGGGCUCCACCUCGGCCACCUCUACCUGCGCAGCGUCCACCCAGGGCCCCUCCAGCCAUACCUCCCCCGCCUCCUCACCCAUGGCUAGCAGCAGCGGCAGGUCGCCAUCACGCAAGCAGCAGCCCUUUGGACCCAUGGGCCAGGCGCGUUUGGGUCAGGCAUCAUCGACGUGUGAGGGGCCCACAACGCGGAAGGCGCCGCCUCCGCUGCCGCCGCCUCCCCCGCCGCCUGUGGGCGUGGGGGGCUUGCGUGUCAAGAGCGCCGCGUUCCGAAAGGGCGCCCCUCGUGAGGCUCUAUCCAUCGCCGCCGCAGCCGCCAGCCAUGUCGCAUCCCGCUCGGCCGCCUCUCCUUCCUCCUCCUCCGCGCCCACCGCCCCCGCCGGCGCCUCCACCUCCGCUCCCAGCUCCCCGGCGCCCCGCAGCGUGGUGCCGCUGGCCUCGGGGCGGCUGCAGGAGCUCGCGGAGUGCAUAGACCGAGCGGGGCCUGGUGUCACCAUCGACCUGCAGGGGAGGACCUUCUCCGGCCCCCUGGCUGCACCCGCCAUGAAGGUCAGCGCCACGGGGUUGUGGCUGGUCAACGGGCAGCUGGAGCUGCUGCCCGAGCAGCAGCUGGUGGUGGUGGCCAAGGGGGUGCGGCUGCAGGAGCUGAUUGUGAGGGAUACCGGGGCCGGUACUGCCGCCGCGGCGCCGCCGCCGCCGUCACAGCAACCUGCAGGGGUUGCAUCUGUGCCUCCUGUGCAAGCGGGAAGCCCGGUUGCUGGGCCGGCGGCGGCGGCGGCGACCGCUCGACCGGCGGUUCUGGUGACGAAGCAGUCGUAUGCUGGGGGCGGCGAGCUGACGCUGUCGCGGUGUCGGAUGAUACUGGGCCCUGGCCGUGGUAUUGGAAUACAGAUCAAGGGCAAGGGCUGCAGCAUCGUCGCCGACGGCUGCCACGUCAGCGGAUCCGCCAUGGCUGCCGUACAAGCCUCCGACGCCACCCUAACGCUCACCGGCUGCACGCUGGAGGGCGGGUCGGGACAUGGGCUGUGUUGCCGAGACAACGCCGUCGCCAACGCCACUGACUGUUGCUUGAGCCGCUUUGACGGCGCAUGUGCUGCGGUCCGUGCGGGUGCUUCGCUGGAGCUGUCGAACUGCACCCUAACAGGUGUUGGGGCGGCUAAGGGAGGAGGUGAAUGCAGGGACGGCGAAUGUGGUGACGACGGUGAUACUCGGCGCCUGAGCAGUGGCGGGUGCAGCACGGAUGGCCAUGCCGCCGCCACGACCGAGAGUACGGCGGGCACAGGCGGCAGCGGCGGUGUGGGGUUGCUGGUGGAAGGCAAGGGAUCGGCGGUGGUGGCCCGUGGGUCAUCGCUGAGCGGGUUUCGGAGCAAGGCCGCAGUGGUGGUUACGGUGGGCGCCACGGCGAACCUGGAGGAGUGCAAGGCGACGGACAGCUUGCAAGGAGCACUGGUGGGCACCCGCGGCGGGCGGCUGCUAGCCAUCCGCUGCGAGCUCUCCCGCCACAGCGGCGAGGGGCUGGUGAUCGGCGAGGGAGCCACCGCGGACCUGCGACACUGCAGGCUGCAGGGCAACAUCGCAGCGGGGGUGCGGGUGGGCGGCGUGGGGUCCAUGGCAGUCAUGCGGGGCUGCGAGGUGGCGAGCAACGGUGCAUGCGGGGUGGCGGUGGAGGCUGCUGGGUGCGCUAGCUUGGAUGGGUGCAACGCGG
Astrephomene gubernaculifera is the source of this 4259-nucleotide messenger RNA. NCBI's taxonomy places the organism in Eukaryota, Viridiplantae, Chlorophyta, Chlorophyceae, Chlamydomonadales, Astrephomenaceae. The record is from the annotation of a GenBank genome assembly.